AUGUCGAACCAUGUCUUGCCUGAGCAAGUUUGCUACGUCAAUUGCAGCUUCUGCAACACCGUUCUUGUGGUCAACAUUCCCGGCAACAAUUCGUUCAGCAUUGUCACAGUAAGAUGUGGACUUUGUGCUAAUAUUCUGUACGUAAAUCUCGAAGGUUUGCAUGGAGUUCUCCCACUUCAGAAUUUUCAGAAUAAAGUGCAGAAUCAUAACCUUGGGUCUCAACACCUUCACAUGGAUUUUGGAUCUUCUUCAAGUUGCACCAGGCUAUCAGUCAUGAACCCAGUGGAUUAUGUUCAACAGCAAAUGCAACUGAUCCAUCCAACGGAGAAGCGGCGCGCUCCUUCGGCCUAUAACAGAUUUAUCAAGGAGGAGAUUCGACGGCUGAAGACAAAGAAUCCCAACAUUAGCCACAAGGAAGCUUUCAGCAGAGCAGCAAAAAAUUGGGCACACUUCCCUGAAAUCCAUAUGGGGCUAACGAUCAAGGGGAACAAGCAAGUCUGA
Musa acuminata AAA Group (dessert banana) is the source of this 501-nucleotide messenger RNA. RefSeq names its product protein YABBY 2-like. The record is from RefSeq and is a predicted model, not a curated record. Bases 1 to 501 code for a protein of 166 amino acids. NCBI's taxonomy places the organism in Eukaryota, Viridiplantae, Streptophyta, Magnoliopsida, Zingiberales, Musaceae. Gene Ontology annotation, cellular component: nucleus. Gene Ontology annotation, biological process: cell fate commitment; abaxial cell fate specification; multicellular organism development. The transcript is spliced from 6 exons.